This is a messenger RNA of Acanthopagrus latus (yellowfin seabream), 2944 nucleotides long. RefSeq names its product glycine receptor, beta b (gene glrbb). Gene Ontology annotation, molecular function: extracellularly glycine-gated chloride channel activity; neurotransmitter receptor activity; transmembrane signaling receptor activity. NCBI's taxonomy places the organism in Eukaryota, Metazoa, Chordata, Actinopteri, Spariformes, Sparidae. The transcript has 10 exons. Gene Ontology annotation, cellular component: postsynaptic membrane; neuron projection; synapse. The record is from RefSeq and is a predicted model, not a curated record. Gene Ontology annotation, biological process: signal transduction; nervous system process; regulation of membrane potential. The coding region runs from base 574 to 2064 and encodes 496 amino acids.
AGUGAGACGUGACGGAGAGCGUUUCAUUCCGCUGCCGUCACGUCACGUAUCAGCGCUGAGCGGCUGGGUGGAGGCUGGAUGGAGGCUGGAUGGAGGCUGGAUGGAGGCGGGGGGCGCUGCUGAUGCUGAGGCUGAUGCUGAUGCUGAUGGGAGGACUGAUGAUGCUCUCCGGCUCUGUGCAGCCGCUACUGCGCAUGUUGCAUGACAGGUACACGCAAGCCUCCAUCUUGGGCAUCCCGAGCUGAGGCGAAAGGGCAGCAGCGCCAUAUACACACACACACACACACACACACACACACACACACUGAUCCACAACAACAACAGAACCGGGGCGCGCCAAUUAGAACCAACUGGAACAGCAGAGAAAUUGGCAUUUUGCCGAGAUGUAACUUUCUGUUCCUCCACUCAACACACUGCUUCUCGUGAGGAGCGCGGAGACACAGGAUGGGACAGAAAGACGGCGGCUGGUCUGGAAGGCUCUGGUAACGACCGUCCGCGUCUCUGGGUCCAGUGUUCUGCUGUUCUGGGAGGAACCGACAGGUGCCAAACACAGACGGCUCAGCUCACAGCAGAAUGGGCAUUAAGAAGCUCGCCGUCGUUCUCCUGGUCCUCUCUCUUUGCCUAGAGGGAGGAUCCGCCAAAGAAAAAGGAACAAAGAAGGGAAAGAAGAAAGGGAAGCAGGUUUACUGUCCAUCACAGCUGUCAUCUGAGGAUCUGGCCAGAGUCCCUGCCAAUUCAACCAGUAACAUCUUGAACAGGUUACUGAUCACCUAUGAUCCCAGAAUAAGGCCCAACUUCAAAGGAAUCCCCGUGGAAGACAGAGUGAACAUUUUCAUCAACAGCUUCGGCUCCAUCCAAGAGACGACCAUGGAUUACAGAGUCAACAUCUUCCUGCGGCAGCGCUGGAACGACCCCAGGCUGAAGCUGCCGCAUGACUUCAAGUCCGACUCGCUCACCGUCGAUCCCAAGAUGUUCAAGUGUCUGUGGAAGCCCGACUUGUUCUUCGCCAACGAGAAGAGCGCCAACUUUCACGACGUCACCCAGGAGAACAUACUCCUCUUCAUUUUCCGUAAUGGAGACGUCCUCAUCAGUAUGAGGUUGUCCGUCACCCUUUCUUGUCCGCUGGAUCUGACGUUAUUCCCCAUGGACACACAGAGGUGCAAGAUGCAACUGGAAAGCUUUGGCUACACAACAGACGACCUGCAGUUUAUGUGGCAGACAGGAGACCCGGUGCAAAUGGACGCCAUCGCUCUGCCACAGUUUGACAUCAGACAAGAAGAUAUUGAUUAUGGGAACUGCACCAAAUUCUAUGCAGGAACAGGGUACUACACCUGUGUGGAGGUCAUCUUCACCCUGCGGCGUCAGGUUGGCUUCUACAUGAUGGGUGUCUACGCCCCCACGCUGCUCAUCGUGGUCCUCUCCUGGCUGUCCUUCUGGAUCAACCCUGACGCGAGCGCCGCCAGGGUCCCUUUGGGCAUCCUCUCGGUGCUGUCUCUGUCCUCUGAGUGCACCUCCUUGGCUUCGGAGUUGCCCAAAGUGUCCUACGUUAAGGCCAUCGACAUCUGGCUCAUCGCUUGCCUGCUGUUUGGUUUCGCCUCGCUGGUGGAGUACGCCGUGGUUCAAGUGAUGCUCAACAGCCCGAAGCGCAUCGAGGCCGAGAAGGCCAAGAUGGCAGCCAAGGAGAAGGCACUUGGAAAGAGCCCCGCUGCCAAGAACAACACGGUCAACGGGACCGGGGGGACGCCGCUUCAUGUCAGCACCCUGCAUGUGGCUGAGAACCGCUGCAAGAAGGUGUGCACGUCUAAAUCGGACCUGCGGACCAACGACUUCAGCAUCGUGGGCUCGCUCCCGCGGGACUUUGAGCUGUCGAACUUUGACUGCUACGGGAAGCCGAUCGAUAAUGCCGGGGCUGCCGGGAAAUCCCAGUCCAAGAACAACAAGAAACCUCCUCCCCCAAAACCCGUCAUCCCCUCUGCUGCCAAACGGGUCGACCUGUACGCCCGCGCCCUCUUCCCCUUCUCCUUCCUCUUCUUUAAUGUGAUUUAUUGGUCCGUAUACUUGUGAUUAUCUUGAAUCUUGAUCUUGUAUUAUUAAUCCACUACUUCACUCCCUUAAAUAUCUUUAUUGAUCACUGAAAAAAGUUUAAUUCCAAAGUGAACAUUGAGAAGUGAGUCUUAGCCAAUCAGAACGAUGGCUGGGAGCAAGCUGAAACUACAGUGUGUCGUUAUUAUUACAUUUAUCUUCACAUAAAAGUAGAAAAGUAUCAUCGUUUGUGUAUUAAAAUGAUUAUAACUUAAUCUUUAUUUACCUAAAAUGGAUAUUAUAGCAUCUUGUAUUGAAAUACUUUAUUAAUUGAUAAUGGUACUCGAGAGGCGAAUACAGGACUGCAGAUAAACGGCUGUGAUGGAUGGUGUGUAAAACAAAUCCACAGACAUUGAUUCUUAACGAGCGAGCAGAAGAUGUGCAGAUCUAUAAAAGAGCAUUUGUAAAUAGCUAUUUGAUUUUUUCGCCCUCGCCUGGUGGGAGUCUGAGUUUAAUACGCUCAAGCAUUUUCUUUAAGCCUGGAUGCAAAGUGUAACAUUGUAAUUACCUUGCAUGUUAAAAAAGAUGCAUGUAUAUGAAGAGAAAAGCUAAACGUAUAUAUAUAUAUAGAAUAUAUAAAUAUAUACAAAGUAUUUAUUAGAUUUGGUUAUUCUUAUGAUUUGCUCUUGAAAAGAUAAGUGGGUAUGUGAGACACCGUGUUCCUGUCCAGAUGGUCAUGUGACACUGCCACUCCUUUAACUAGUGUAUUGUUUGACAUCUUCCCACCUGUAGUGUGUGUGUGUGUGUGUGUGUGUGUGUGUGUGUGUGUGUGAGAGAUAGUGUGUGUGGGUCACUGUGAGUUGUGACCAUGUGUCUGUGAAAUUUACACGCAAAGUUUAAAAUAAAAUGAAAUAAAAGACGA